Ictalurus punctatus (channel catfish) is the source of this 1135-nucleotide messenger RNA. Its product is annotated as phostensin-like. The record is from RefSeq and is a predicted model, not a curated record. Lineage: Eukaryota; Metazoa; Chordata; Actinopteri; Siluriformes; Ictaluridae. Bases 297 to 743 code for a protein of 148 amino acids. The transcript has 2 exons.
AUGUUGCCUCCUCUGAGGCGAACAUGUCCAUUUCCACUCAGCGGAACCUCCGCCACAUGGACUCACCCACUUGUGGAUGGAGCCUCCAGUCCCCGGGCCUCAGCCCCUGCCUCAACAGGAUGUCUGCCCUGGAAUCCAGUUGCCCGGAAUGUACAUAGCACUCACUGACAAAACUUCCCCUCCACCAGAGAAGAAUUAAUUGAGCCUGCCUGAACAGGCUCAAUUAAACCACUCAGUCUUUUUGGCCCCUGUUCUGGCUGAAGAAAAGCAGCUCUGAGCAUGGUACUGCCACCACCAUGCAUCAAUUGCAGUUGGAGGAAAGGAGACAAUCACCAGGUGAGUUGGAAGAGAGGCAGUCGCCAGGUGAGUUGGAGGAGAAGAGACAAUCACCAGGUGAGUUUGAAGAGAGGCAGUCGCCAGGUGAGUUGGAGGAGAGGAGACAAUCACCAGGUGAGUUGGAAGAGAGGCAGUCGCCAGGUGAGUUGGAGGAGAGGAGACAAUCACCAGGUGAGUUUGGAGAGAGGCAGUCGCCAGGUGAGUUGGAGGAGAGGAGACAAUCACCAGGUGAGUUUGAAGAGAGGCAGUCGCCAGGUGAGUUGGAGGAGAAGAGACAAUCACCAGGUGAGUUUGAAGAGAGGCAGUCGCCAGGUGAGUUGGAGGAGAGGAGGCAGUUGCCAGGUGAGUUUGAGGAGAGGAGGCAAUCUCCUGGUGAAUUCGAGGAGAGGAGGCAGUUGCCAGGUUAGUUGGUGGAGAGUGUGGCUGGAAAGCUCCAGUCUGUCAAUCUGGUGACUGAAGGUCUGGUGACUGACUGUUAUUACACCAGUUCUGACCUAAAAGAAAGUUUUCAAUUUGUCUGGCACCUAUGCUAGUAUUCAAUUCUACUCUGGUCUCCAGUGGUUAAACUGUUAUAUGCUUACCUCACCUGGAGUCAGUCCAUAAUACAGGUCUUCUGCCUGAGUCAUAUAGUCAGCCAACACUUCUUUCUGCACCUCAGAGAAAACUUUGCUGCAGGUCCGAUAGCCUACACUGGGAAGAUCAAUGGACCCCUGGUCUCUCAGCUUCUGCAGUGAUUUGUAGUAUCUGCUCAGAUCCCAUGUGCCUUUGCAACUGAUCCAACUUAAAUGCCCUUCUUUGU